Messenger RNA from Phodopus roborovskii (desert hamster), 950 nucleotides. It is a transcript of the gene Manf, whose product is annotated as mesencephalic astrocyte derived neurotrophic factor. Gene Ontology annotation, cellular component: endoplasmic reticulum. The coding region runs from base 16 to 714 and encodes 232 amino acids. NCBI's taxonomy places the organism in Eukaryota, Metazoa, Chordata, Mammalia, Rodentia, Cricetidae. Gene Ontology annotation, biological process: neuron projection development; dopaminergic neuron differentiation. The record is from RefSeq and is a predicted model, not a curated record. The transcript has 4 exons.
AGGGCACGUGGACCAAUGAAGAUGCGGCAUAUGGGCGGGCGCGGAGACUACCCACCAAUGGGAAGCUCCGGCUUGUGUUCCAGCCCCCUAGGCGGUGCACCGCGCCGGGUGCGGUUCACUCGCGCGGCGGCGGCGGCGGCGGCGGAGGCAGCGGCGGCGGAGGAGGCAGAGGAGAUGUGGGCUACGCGCGGGCUGGCGGUAGCGCUGGCCCUGAGCGUGCUGCCUGACAGCCGGGCACUGCGGCCAGGCGACUGUGAAGUUUGUAUUUCUUACCUGGGAAGAUUUUACCAGGACCUUAAAGACAGAGAUGUCACAUUUUCACCAGCCACUAUCGAAGAAGAACUUGUAAAGUUCUGCCGUGAAGCAAGAGGCAAAGAGAAUCGCUUGUGCUACUACAUUGGGGCCACAGAUGAUGCAGCCACCAAGAUCAUCAAUGAGGUAUCGAAGCCCCUGGCCCACCAUAUCCCUGUGGAGAAGAUCUGUGAGAAGCUGAAGAAGAAAGACAGCCAGAUCUGCGAACUAAAAUACGACAAGCAGAUUGACCUGAGUACAGUCGACCUGAAGAAGCUCCGGGUAAAAGAGCUGAAGAGGAUCCUGGAUGACUGGGGGGAGAUGUGCAAAGGCUGUGCAGAAAAGUCUGACUAUAUCCGGAAGAUAAAUGAACUGAUGCCUAAAUAUGCCCCCAAGGCUGCCAGCGCACGGACUGAUUUGUAGUCUGCCUAAUCCCUGCUGCUCCUGAGGGAAAGAACAGCUCACCUGUCUCUUCCCCAAACAACCAUUUUGUAAUUUAUUUUUUAAGCGGGCUCCUGACAAUGAGUUGUGAAGCCUGGAGCUUUCCUAAUGAUGAUGCUGGCUCUGUGGUGCCCCCUCCCCACAGGGGAGGAAUUUACUUCCUUCUUUUGCUGGUUUACUCUAGGACUUCAAAGUUUGUCUGGGAUUUUUUUAUUAAA